CAGCCACGGGCCAAAAGUCAGUUAUGUCGGGUAUCCCUGCCGAGGCUCUCGUUCCUUAGCCUGGCCCCUGCCCUUCACGAACCCCUGCAGGCACAGGGACAUGGAGGACCCCUUCCUGAAGCACGUUCCUUUGUCGCUGUCUCCUCCUCAUCAGCCGUAGAAAGCCCGUCAGCCUUCUUAACUCGGGCUUGCUGCUGACGGUGACCGCGCUUUUCGAUGCCCAGCCAAAUUGUACAAAGCCGUCGUCACAGGCCGACACCUCCGCCUCGAACUCUACCUAGUGCCUUCUGCUUUACUUUUUUUUUCAUAUGAAAUCUGCUUGGUUCUAUUUCUUGAUCUUGCGCCCCAACGGUCCUUUCCACCAUUCCCUACCUUAGACGCUCCCUUUUUGUGUUCAUGCUCCCGACGAGCCUAGGACGUAUCAUCGACCUGCACCACUCCUUCUGUCGUUUCAGCUGAGCUGGCCGUCAACCCGACUUUUCUUCCACUCCCACUUUAUCAACCUGACGACAGCAUCUCGCAAACUUGCAGGUGCCCAUACCCAGAAGCACAAGGAUUGCGCACCAUGACUUCAGAAUCUGGUCGGUCCGACAGGGAGGGCUCAAUCGCCUCGUCCCACACCGAGACGGGCGGCGUCGACGACCACAACGAGAAGAUGGCCCCGCUCCGAGAUGACGAGAGCUUGACCGCCCUCAAAUCACCAACAUCCGCCUACCACGACAGCGACCAUGACCGCGAGGAUGAGGAGCUCCUUCCGCAGGUGGAGGAGAAGCCAGAGCCGCCCAAGGGCAGCAUGGCGUCAUCAAUAGUAUGGAUGGUCGUCAACACCCUGGCCACCAUUGGCAUCGUCUUCGUCAACAAGGCAAUCUUCUCCGACCCGUCGCUCAAGCUGGCACAGCUCACAUUCGCCGCAUUCCACUUCACCAUCACAUGGCUCACCCUAUACGUCCUCUCGCGGCCUCGCUUCGCCUUCUUCACCCCUCGCCGCGCAUCCAUCCGCGAUAUCCUGCCGCUCUCCGUCUCCAUGGCCCUCAACGUCAUCCUGCCGAACCUGUCCCUCGCAUUCUCCACCGUUACCUUCUACCAGGUCGCCCGGAUCCUGCUGACGCCCUGUGUCGCCCUCAUGAACUACGUCCUGUACCACCAGACCCUCCCCACCAACGCCAUUAUCGCCCUCGUCCCCGCCUGCGCCGGAGUCGGUAUCGUGAGCUAUUACGACAGCCUGCCCGCCGCCGAUGCCAACAUCAAGACCACCAGCGGCCUAGGCGUGAUCUUCGCCUUCGCCGGCAUCUUCGCCAGCUCCCUGUACACUGUCUGGAUCGCGUCCUACCACCGCAAGCUCCAGAUGAGCUCCAUGCAGCUUCUGUUCAACCAGGCCCCUGUCUCGGCCUUUAUGCUGCUCUACGUGAUCCCCUUCGUGGACACCUUCCCCGUGUGGAGCACCGUGAGCGUCAGCCGCUGGGUGAUGAUCCUGAUGUCCGGCGGCUUUGCCUCUCUUAUCAACAUCUCUCAAUUCUUCAUCAUCGCCCAGACGGGGCCGGUGUCCAGCACCGUCGUCGGCCACGUCAAGACAUGUUCUAUUGUCGCCCUUGGCUGGGCCACGUCCGGCCGCGCUAUCGGCGACAAGUCCGUGCUGGGCGUCAUGAUUGCCAUCGGGGGUAUCAUGGCAUAUUCGUGGGUAAUGCUGAAAGAAAAGCAAAAGCAGCAGGGCAAAUAAGCUCUUGUCAUUGUUCCAGCUGGCGUUGUUAUGCUUCUUUUGAUUUUCAAGCUUGGCAUACAAAUUCCAUUUCAUAUAUAAUAUAUACCAUAAAGAUUCUACAUGCAUAGUAUCCAACUGGGUGGCGAGGGACUUGACCCGUCCACCCAUACCAAUAGAACAACUUCACAGAGAAGAAAAAUGUUCAAGAAAAAGAUCAGCAGCGGCAGACGGGAGUUGCCGAAUGUCCAUGUCCCCCUGGCCAGUAGAUGAGUCAAUCUCUAUGAGACAGUCUUGUCCGCUCAGCUUGCACGGAUUCGCAUCCCCGUAAUCUAAAUAUUCAAAUGUUUUACCACACCCUAAAUGGUUUCGCUUCUACUCCGCAUACAUCUUAGGACAUACAUGGCGCCUUCAUACGGUGGU
This is a messenger RNA of Diaporthe batatas, 2119 nucleotides long. RefSeq lists its product as uncharacterized. Gene Ontology annotation, molecular function: antiporter activity. The record is from RefSeq and is a predicted model, not a curated record. The transcript is spliced from 4 exons. NCBI's taxonomy places the organism in Eukaryota, Fungi, Ascomycota, Sordariomycetes, Diaporthales, Diaporthaceae. Bases 566 to 1717 code for a protein of 383 amino acids. Gene Ontology annotation, cellular component: Golgi apparatus.